This is a messenger RNA of Saccharomyces kudriavzevii IFO 1802, 5250 nucleotides long. RefSeq lists its product as uncharacterized. The record is from RefSeq and is a predicted model, not a curated record. NCBI's taxonomy places the organism in Eukaryota, Fungi, Ascomycota, Saccharomycetes, Saccharomycetales, Saccharomycetaceae. The transcript has a single exon. The coding region runs from base 1 to 5250 and encodes 1749 amino acids. Gene Ontology annotation, molecular function: ATP binding; nucleic acid binding.
AUGAAAAUUUCCGAUAAGCGUAAGUUUGAAAAAGUAAACUUUGAGGAGUUUGAGUCGGCUCUCAAUAACAAAAACGACUUGGUACAUUGUCACUCAAUAACUUUAUUUGAAUCGAUCCGCACGGAAGUGCGAUCAUUCUACGAAGACGAAAAGUCUAGUCUAAUCAAGGUGGUAAAAUACAGAACUGAUGCAAUGGAUAGGAAAAGAUCUUUUGAAAAAAUUGUCAUUGCCGUCAUGGUCAAGAAAAAUGUACAAAAGUUUCUGACGUUUGUUGAAGACGAACCAGAUUUCCAGAGCGGACCAAUCCCUUCAAAGUAUCUCAUUCCCAAGAAAAUCAACUUGAUGGUCUACACGUUGUUUCAAGUACAUACUUUGAAAUUUAAUAGGAAAGAUUACGAUACCCUUUCUCUUUUUUACCUCAACAGAGGAUACUAUAGUGAGUUGAGUUUUCGUGUCCUGGAACGUUGUUACGAAACUGCGAGUUCCAGGCCGAACGACAGCUCUACGAUGCGUACUUUCACCAACUUUGUUUCUGGCGCGCCUAUUGUAAGGAGUCUUCAGAAAAGCACCAUAAGGAAAUAUGGAUACAAUUUGGCACCCUACAUGUUUUUGUUACUACACGUAGAUGAGCUUUCGAUUUUUUCCGCAUAUCAAGCAAGUUUACCUGGCGGUAAGAAAGUCGGCACAGGGCGGCUGAAGCGUGAUCUAUGCCCACGUAAACCCACUGAGAUAAAGUACUUUUCACAGAUAUGUAACGAUAUGAUGAACAAAAAAGACGGAUUGGGUGAUAUUUUGCAUAUUAUCUUGCGAGCAUGUGCGCUUAAUUUUGGGGCGGGUCCCCGUGGUGGCGCUGGUGACGAAGAGGAAGAGGAUCGAUCUAUUGCGAAUGAACAAUCCAUUAUUCCCUCUGUGGACGAGCAUGGCUUAAAAGUAUGUAAGUUGCGCAGUCCGAACACUCCACGAAGACUCAGAAAAACAUUAGAUGCCGUGAAAGCUUUAUUGGUGUCCUCUUGUGCUUGCACCGCAAAGGAUUUAGAUAUAUUUGAUGACAACAACGGCGUUGCGAUGUGGAAAUGGAUCAAAAUUCUGUACCACGAAGUAGCACAGGAAACCGCGCAGAAGGACUCUUAUAGAAUAACUUUGGUACCUUCUUCUGAUGGUAUAUCAGUAUGUGGAAAACUGUUUAAUCGCGAGUAUGUCCGCGGCUUUUACUUUGCAUGCAAGGCUCAGUUUGACAGCCUUUGGGACGAAUUGAACAAGUGCUUUUAUAUGCCUACAGUGGUUGAUAUUGCCAGUCUCAUUUUGCGUAAUCGAGACGUUUUGUUCAGAGAGCCAAAGCGGGGAAUUGACGAGUAUCUGGAAAACGAUUCUUUUCUUCAAAUGAUACCUGUUAAAUAUCGUGAAAUUGUGCUGCCAAAGUUGAGAAGAGAUGCUAACAAAAUGACCGCGGCUCUGAAAAAUAAAGUGGCUGUUGCAAUUGACGAGCUCACGGUGCCACUUAUGUGGAUGAUCCAUUUUGCCGUGGGAUACCCUUACCGUUAUCCAGAGCUUCAGCUACUCGCUUUUGCCGGUCCUCAGCGCAACGUAUACGUCGACGAUACAACAAGACGCAUCCAACUGUACACUGAUUAUAACAAGAACGGUUCAUCGGAGCCUCGACUAAAGACACUUGACGGACUCACUUCAGAUUACUUGUUUUAUUUUGUCACUGUGCUAAGGCAAAUGCAAAUAUGUGCGCUUGGUAACAGUUAUGACGCCUUUAAACAUGAUCCUUGGAUGGAUGUCGUGGGAUUUGAGGAUCCAGAUCAAGUAACAAAUCGAGAUACUUCGAGGAUAGUUUUGUAUUCCUACUUGUUUCUGAAUACCGCGAAGGGCUGUCUCGUUGAAUAUGCAACUUUUCGGCAGUACAUGAUGGAACUUCCGAAGAAUGCACCUCAGAAGCUGAAUUUUCGGGAGAUGCGUCAGGGGUUGAUUGCCCUAGGGCGCCACUGCGUAGGUAGCAGAUUUGAAACGGAUUUGUACGAGUCGGCGACGAAUGAACUCAUGGCCAAUCAUUCCGUUCAAACAGGGCGAAAGAUCUACGGUGUGGAUUCCUUUUCGUUAACCAGUGUCAGUGGAACGACCGCCACUUUAUUGCAGGAACGAGCUUCUGAGCGCUGGAUUCAAUGGUUAGGCCUUGAAAGCGACUACCAUUGUUCCUCCAGUACUGCGAAUGCGGGAGACGUAGCAGGUGAGGCGAGUUCAGAUCAUCGAAAAAUUUUGAGAGUAACGCGAAAAAGGCCCCGAGAGCCCAAGAGCACAAACGAUAUCCUCGUCGCAGGCCAGAAACUCUUUGGCAGCUCCUUUGAAUUCAGGGACUUGCAUCAGUCGCGCUUAUGUUAUGAAAUAUACAUGGCGGACACACCCUCUGUGGCAGUACAGGCCUCCCCGGGCUAUGGUAAGACGGAGUUAUUUCAUCUCCCCUUAAUAGCACUGGCGUCUAAGGGCGACGUGAAAUAUGUGUCGUUUCUGUUUGUACCAUACACAGUGUUGCUUGCUAAUUGCAUGAUCAGGUUGAGCCGAGGCGGUUGCUUGAAUGUGGCCCCUGUCAGAAACUUUAUUGAAGAAGGUUACUAUGGCGUUACUGAUUUAUACGUGGGGAUCUACGAUGACCUUGCUAGCGCUAAGUUCACAGACAGGAUAGCUGCGUGGGAUAAUAUUGUUGAGUGCACCUUUAGGACCAACAAUGUAAAGUUGGGUUACCUCAUUGUAGAUGAGUUUCACAACUUCGAAACGGAGGUCUACCGGCAGUCGCAAUUUGAGGGCAUAGCUAACCUCGAUUUUGACGCUUUCGAGAAAGCAAUCUUUUUGAGCGGCACAGCACCUGAGGCUGUAGCCGAUACUGCGUUGCAGCGUAUUGGGCUUACGGGACUGAACAAAAAAUCGAUGGACAUCAACGAGCUCAAACGGUCGGAAGAUCUCAGCAGAGGUUUAUCCAGCUAUCCAACACAGAUGUUCAAUCUGAUUAAGGAGAAAUCUGAGGUGCCUUUAGGGCAUGUGCAUAAAAUCCGGAAGAAAGUCGAAUCACCUCCCAAAGAAGCACUGAAGCUUCUUUUAGCCCUGUUUGAAGUUGAACCAGAGUCGAAGGCCAUUGUAGUUGCAAGCACAACCAACCAAGUGGAAGAAUUGGCCUGCUCUUGGAGGGAGUAUUUCCGGGUGGUGUGGAUACACGGGAAGCUGGGUGCUGCAGAAAAGGUGUCUCGCACGGAGGAGUUUGUCACUGACGGUAGCAUGCGAGUUCUCAUCGGAACGAAAUUAGUCACUGAAGGAAUUGACAUUAAGGAAUUGAUGAUGGUGAUCACGCUUGAUAAUAGACUUAAUAUUAUUGAGCUCAUUCAAGGCAUGGGAAGACUAAGAGAUGGAGGCCUCUGUUAUAUAUUAUCUAGAAAAAACAGUUGGGCGGCAAGGAAUCGGAGGGGUGAAUUAUCACCAAUUAAGGAAGGCUGUAUAACCGAACAGGUGCGCGAGUUCUAUGGACUUGAAUCAAAGAAAGGGAAAAAGGGCCAGCAUGUUGGAUGCUGUGGCUCCAGGACAGACCUGUCGGCAGACACAGUGGAACUGAUAGAAAGAAUGGACAGAUUGGCUGAAAAUGAGGCCACAGUCUCCGCGUUACCGUCUAGUUCCCAGGAGAGAAAUAGCAGUGACAGGUACAGAGAGUAUUGCAGCAGCGAUGAGGACAGCAACGCGGGCAUUCAUGACGGUACCACUGCUAAUACUGCUGAUAGUAUCAAUGCUGAUACUGCUGAUAGUGCCAAUGCUAGUGCCAACGCUAGUGCCAAUGCUAGUGCCAACGCUAGUGCCAAUGCUAGUGCCAACGCUAGUGCCAAUGCUAGUGCCAACGCUAGUGCCAAUGCUAGUGCCAACGCUAGUGCCAAUGCUAGUGCCAACGCUAGUGCCAACGCUAGUGCCAAUGCUAGUGCCAACGCUAGUGCCAAUGCUAGUGCCAAUGCUAGUGCCAACGCUAGUGCCAACGCUAGUGCCAAUGCUAGUGCCAACGCUAGUGCCAAUGCUAGUGCCAACGAGGACGCCAAUACAGGCGGCAAUGCUGAGAGUAAUAGAAUCCAUCCAGUCACUGACAUUAUUAAAGAGCCAUAUAAGCGGAAAGGGAGUCAAAUGGUUUUUCUAGAGAGAAAGAAACUGAAAGCACAGUUUCCCAAUACUUCUGAGAAUACGAAUGUAUUAGAGUUUCUUGGAUUUCGGUCUGACGAAAUUAAACAUCUUUUCCUCUAUGGUAUCGAUAUAUACUUCUGCCCAGAGGGAGUGUUCACACAAUACGGAUUAUGCAAGGGCUGUCAAAAGAUGUUCGAGCUCUGCGUCUGCUGGCCUCGCCAGAAAGUAUCGUAUCGGAGUAUAGCUUGGGAAGCACUAGCUGUGGAGAGAAUGCUGCGAAAUGACGAGGAAUACAAGGAAUACUUGGAAAAUAUCGAGCCAUAUCAUGGGGACCCUGUAGGAUAUUUGAAAUUUUUUAGCGUAAAGAAGAGAGAGAUCUACUCUCAGAUACAAAGAAAUUAUGCUUGGUACCUGGCUAUUACUAGAAGAAGGGAAACAAUUAGUGUAUUGGAUUCGACAAGAGGCAAGCAAGGGAGCCGAGUUUUCCGCAUGUCUGGAAGGCAAAUCGAAGAGUUGUAUUUUGAAGCAUGGAGCAACUUGCGCGAAUCGAAGACGGGGGUGCUGCAAUACUUUUUGAACUGGGACGAGAAAAAGUGCCAGGAAGAAUGGGAGGCAAAAGACGCUACGGUCGUUGUGGAGGCGCUCGAGAAACUUGGAGUUUUUCAGCGUUUGCGUUCCAUGACAAGCGCUGGACUGCAGGGUCCGCAGUACGUCAAGCUGCAGUUUGGCAGGCAUCAUCAACAGCUGAGGAGCAGGUAUGAAUUAAGUUUAGGAAUGCACUUGCGAGAUCAGACUGCGCUGGGAGGUACCCCAUCUAAACUGCCGCAUUGGACGCCUUUCCUCUCGAUGCUAAUAGGCCUGUUCUACAAUAAAAUAUUCCGGCAGAGACUGGAGUAUCUUUUGGAGCAGAUUUCGGAGGUGUGGUUAUUACCACAUUGGCUUGAUUUGGCAAACGUUGAAGUUCUCGCUGCAGAUAACACGAGAGUACCACUGUACAUGCUGAUGGUAGCGGUUCACAAAGAGCUAGGUAGCGAUGAUGUUCCAGACGGUAAGAUUGAUAUAUUAUUAUGUAGAGAUUCCAGCAGAGAAGUUGGAGAGUGA